GCGUAGAGGUAAAAGUAGCCUGGUCUCCCAACUCCAAAACUCCAGGUAUAUAAGUGAGCGGCGAGGCGGCAGUGUACAGUCACUCCAAGAUGAAGGUUCAGACCGCCGUAUGUGUGUUGCUCCUAGCGGCGUCAGCGUCAUGUGUGCCUGGCGGGAAGGGCAAGGGCAAGGGCGGCGGCGAUGGCGGCUACGGCCAUGAAUACGGCGGCGGCUACGUGGCCCAUCAGACAGUACUCACCUACAAGCCUGUGGAGGUGACCAAGCCCGUAGUGGUUCAUAAGCCUGUGGUGGAACAUCAUCCAGUGUACGUGAAGAAGCCCAUUAUGGUGCAUACCGCCCCGCCCCCAAUCCUGGUGCACAAACCCGUAGUACACCACGUACAGGAGUGGCAGCUGGUGACCGUACCCAAGGUCACCUACCAGCCCGUCUAUGUACACAAGAUCCCCGUCCACCACGGCAGCUCUGGUGGCAAGGGCAAAGGCAAAGGCGGCGGCUUUGGCGGCUUUGGCGGUAAGGGCGGCGGCAAGGGCGGCUUUGGCGGCGGCAAAGGAGGAGGGGGAGACGGAGGAUAUGGAGGAGGAUAUUGAUGAUAACGUGGUGCUCAUCCCUCGCCCACGCUGACCACUAUUGGUACCUUCUUCCCGCCACACCACCAGUACAUCUCAUCCACAUAAACCAAGAAACCAUAACCGUGGACGACACAGCAGUGUGUCGUGUGGUGGUCGUCGUGAGCGAGGUGGUCGUUAUGAUAGUGGUGCUAGCCAGUGGUAGUGGCGCCCAGGCUUCCCCUUGUUGUUUGUUUAUCAUUAAGUCACCUGAGCUCCCUACGCCAUCGUUAGCGUGGCAGCCAUAUAUACCGUGUAUAUAGUAACUUACCUCAUCUUUGUUUUUUUACCUCGUUUUGUACUGUUGUUUGACAAUAAAUAAAAAUAAAAA
This is a messenger RNA of Homarus americanus (American lobster), 936 nucleotides long. RefSeq names its product probable H/ACA ribonucleoprotein complex subunit 1. The transcript has 2 exons. The record is from RefSeq and is a predicted model, not a curated record. The coding region runs from base 90 to 587 and encodes 165 amino acids. Lineage: Eukaryota; Metazoa; Arthropoda; Malacostraca; Decapoda; Nephropidae.